AGCAGCCAGGCGACUCCAAGCGCUCUCUCAGCCACGCCUCCUCCUCUCCUCGCCCCGCCCCGCCCCGCCCCCACCGCGAUAAGCAGAGAGGCCGCGGGGAAAGAAUCCUUCCUGAUCGGUAGAAUCUCGGACGGGGAGGGGCCAUGGGGAUACUACUGGUUUCCGGGAGAUUCUUGGCUCGACGGCCUGCCCUCGCGCUCGCCCCUCGCUGCUCCCGAGGCUCCCCGGACAAGCGCGGCAGGGACGAAGUUAUGCCUGAUUUCUCUGAUCAAGUCAUUUAUGCUUCAUCAUCAGUCUUUGCCACGGCACAGCUUUCCUUCACCGUACUAGGUGACUCAUCGUCAACCGACUGGGAUAAGGCUUGGUCUACCUUUAAGAAGAAAGGGAAGAAGACCCUAUUCUCGGAGUUCUCACCGAACAAAUAUGUGACCUGGAACCCACGGCGCAGUGAGUAUCCAUUGUCAGAAGAAGUCGAUCCAAUCAAAAGAGCUGAGAGGUCUAACUUGAUGUUGUGGACAAGCCCAAGGUUUACCUUGGUAGGGGCUAUUAUCAUCAUUUCGGCAUUGCUAAUCUAUACAUUGGUUGUCCCACCCAAGUAACUGCUGAAGUGACAGAUAACAGGUGAGCUGUAGGCCGAAGAUUCUACUUGGAAGUCUGUAUUGUACAUUUAGUUUGUACUAUACCAAGUAUAUCAUGGUUCUGUAUUGCUUCAAGCACAUUCUAAUAGAUCAUAAUAGAGUACUCCUUCAUUUUGGUGAUUUUCUUCACUUGUA
This is a messenger RNA of Triticum dicoccoides, 773 nucleotides long. RefSeq lists its product as uncharacterized. The coding region runs from base 144 to 599 and encodes 151 amino acids. The record is from RefSeq and is a predicted model, not a curated record. NCBI's taxonomy places the organism in Eukaryota, Viridiplantae, Streptophyta, Magnoliopsida, Poales, Poaceae. The transcript is spliced from 3 exons.